AUGGAUUCUGUUAUGUUUAAACCAGAUAAUGAGGAAAAUUUUGAUGUUGAAAAUGAUGGUCUUACAAUUAAAGAAUUAUUUGAAGUUCAAAAUGGUUUGACAUAUAAUGAUAUAUUAAUGUUACCUAACUUUGUUAAUUUUCCCUUAAGUGAUGUUAAAUUAAAUACACAAUUUACAAGAUUAAUAAAUUUAAAAACACCUUUUAUUUCUUCACCAAUGGAUACUGUGACAGAGGCUGAAAUGGCUAUUGGAAUGGCUUUACAGGGUGGUAUUGGUAUAAUUCAUGGAAAUUUUAGUUCUCCUGAUGGACAGUUACAAGAAGUUUUGAAAGUUAAAAGAUAUAAACAAGGUUUUAUAACUGAACCACAAUGUAUUAAACCAACUGAUACAGUUCAUGAUCUUCUUAGAAUAAAAGUUAAAUAUGGAUUUACAGGAACUCCAGUAACUUCUACAGGAGAAGUUGGUGGAAAACUUCUUGGAUUGGUAACUUCUCGUGAUAUUGAUUUUCUUCCUGAAAAAGAUGCACCAAACACAUUUAUUAAAGAUAUAAUGGUACCAAUUGAAAGAUUAAUUAUAGGAUCUGAAGGUUUUAAAAUUGAAGAAGCAUAUAAAACUCUUGAAAAUGAAAAAAAAAGUAAAUUACCAAUUGUUAAUAGUAAGGGAGAGUUGACAGCUCUAAUUGCUAGAACUGAUUUAAAAAAAUCAAGAGAUUUUCCUCUUUCUUCUUAUGAUCAUAAAGGAAGAUUAAUGGUUGGGGCUGCUGUCAAUACUCGAGAAGGAUCUAUUAAUCAAAUUGAUAAAUUAGCUAAAGCUGGUGUUGAUGUUAUUAUUAUUGAUUCUUCAAAUGGUUCAUCUGUCUAUCAAGUUAAUUUAAUAAAAGAAAUUAAAAAAAAGUAUCCAAAAUGGCCACAGGUUGUUGCUGGAAAUGUUGUUACAAUGAAACAAGCUAAGAUACUUAUUGAUGCUGGAGCUGAUGCUUUACGUGUUGGUAUGGGAUCUGGAUCUAUUUGUAUAACUCAAGAAGUUUGUGCAGUUGGAAGAGCACAAGGUACAGCAGUCUAUAAUGUUGCUCGUUAUGCUAAACAACGUAAGAUUCCAAUUAUUGCAGAUGGUGGUAUACGUGAUGUUGGUUGUAUUACAAAAGCAUUAGCUCUUGGAGCAAAUACUGUUAUGAUGGGUGGUUUAUUGGCAGGUGCAACAGAAGCACCAGGAGAAUAUUUCUGGAGUCCAUCUGGUGUUAGAUUAAAAAAAUACCGUGGUAUGGGAUCAAUUGAUGCUAUGGAGGCUAAUGCUGCUGCUCAAGAUCGUUAUUAUGCCAAUGAAAAAGACAAAAUUCGUGUUGCUCAAGGUGUCUCUGCAACAAUGAGAGAUCGUGGUUCUCUUCAUACAUUCAUUCCAUUUUUGUAUAUGGGUUGCAAAGUUUCCUUGCAUAACUGUGGAGUCAAAACAAUAUAUGAUUUACAUAAAGGUGUUCAUGAAGGUACCGUUAAAUUUGAGAGAAGAACUACUAGUUCUAUGCAAGAAGGUGCUCCGCAUUCACUUUAUUCCUAUGAAAAGAAGCUAUACUAG
This is a messenger RNA of Strongyloides ratti, 1569 nucleotides long. RefSeq names its product Inosine-5'-monophosphate dehydrogenase 1. Lineage: Eukaryota; Metazoa; Nematoda; Chromadorea; Rhabditida; Strongyloididae. Gene Ontology annotation, biological process: GTP biosynthetic process. The record is from RefSeq and is a predicted model, not a curated record. Gene Ontology annotation, molecular function: IMP dehydrogenase activity. The transcript is spliced from 4 exons. The coding region runs from base 1 to 1569 and encodes 522 amino acids. Gene Ontology annotation, cellular component: cytoplasm.